AUGGAUGCCCAAAGCCGGAAGCCUCUCAAGGUCCACCUGGUCUCCUCCGGCGACUCGCCCGAGUUCGCUCUUCUGAAUCAGGCAUUGACUCGGACGUCACUCGUCGGACUCGACGCAGAGUGGAAGCCCAUUCGAGCGCACCAAACAUCCUUCCCCACUGUUUCCCUUCUUCAAAUCGCCUGCCAACUCAACUCUGGGCUUGGAGACGUUGGGUCCGGAGACUCGGUGGUUUUUCUGCUGGACCUGUUCUCAAUUCCUUUGUCCUUGCUAUGGGAAUCGCUGAGGAAUUUACUUGCCUCUCCUGAUAUCUUGAAGCUAGGAUUCAGGUUUAAGCAGGAUUUAAUAUAUCUCUCCUCCACUUUCUGUUCCCAAGGCUGCGAUCCUGGUUUUGAUGAGGUUGAUCCAUAUGUGGAUAUUGCUAGCGUAUACAAUCACCUGCAGCAUAAGAAACAUGGGAGGAGCAUAUCAAAACAAAUUAAAAGUUUAUCAACUAUUUGUGGAGAAGUAUUGGGCUUUCCUCUCUCAAAGGAACUUCAAUGUAGUGAUUGGUCGUGUCGUCCUCUUACAGAAGAACAGAUAACAUAUGCAGCCUUGGAUGCUCAUUGCUUGCUUGAAAUAUUCAAUGUCUUCAGGGAAAAGAUUUUGAAAGAAGGCAACUCUCUUGCUAACACAGCUGAAUUGUCUAAUCCUAGUGCGGCUCUUGGGUUGAAAGAGGUUUUCAGACAGCAUGAUGUGAGUAACAAGAUUGUAAAACUGAGGUUUUGUGAAGCUUCGAGCAUUGUCCAGGCUUCUGCUUAUUCUGAUGUUACUCGGAUAACAACUGUACCAGGGGGAACAAUUCCAAAAGCAUCAUAUAAAAGUACCAUGCCAAUGGAAGAAAUUUUGUUGAAAAUUGUGAAAAAAUAUGGUGAGAGGAUUCUGCUUAGGGAGUCUGACAAAAUGCCAAAGACCUCAAAGAAAAAGGCAAAAAAGCGGUCAUCUACUAAUGGGAUUUGCAAAGGAAAGCAGUUAGAGAAAUUUGAUGAGUGGCAAGGGGUCUCUCCUUGGGAUCUAUCAGUUGGAGGAGAUGGAUGUCCAAGGUUUCUUUGUGAUGUCAUGGUUGAAGGCUUGGCAAAACAUUUACGGUGUGUUGGGAUAGAUGCAGCAAUUCCAAAUUCAAAGAAACCUGAACCAAGGGAGUUGAUAGAGCAAGCACGCAAAGACAAAAGAGUGUUGUUGACACGAGAUGCCAAGUUGCUAAGACAUGGAUAUCUGAUAAAAAAUCAAAUAUAUAAAGUGAGGAGUCUUCUGAAAAAUGAACAGCUACUUGAGGUCAUCGAAACUUUUCAACUGAAAAUUAGUGAGGAUCAGCUGAUGUCAAGGUGCACAAAGUGCAAUGGGAGAUUUAUUCAGAAGCCACUGAGCACUGAAGAGGCUAUUCAAGCCGCCAAGGGUUUUCAAAGAAUUCCUUCUUGCCUAUUUAACAAGAAUUUAGAGUUUUGGCAGUGUAUGGACUGUCACCAACUUUAUUGGGAGGGAACCCAAUACCAUAAUGCAGUACAGAAGUUCAUUGACGUUUGCAAGUUGAGUGACUAAUUGGAACAUCAUCGCGGAUAUGCACUUGAGUGAUGCUGUCAUCAUCGCAUGACUCCUUUGACGGCAAAUGUUGUUUUCUUGAAUAUAUUUGUCUCAGUUUAUUCAUGUAAUAUAUAUGUAAAUCUUAUAUUCUACAUCAAGUUGGAUCACGGAUUGGCCCACUUUCGAUGUUGCGUAUUCUUCUGAGUGGAAGCUUUCAUUUCAAUGGGGAAAAGCUGUAUGCCAAAGUAGGAAAUCUUAAAAUAUGCUGCAGCGUUCGCAUGCGCUUCUUUGUGUAGUGAUGAAAAUCUCUGUCCGAAUCAUAAAAUCAAUUUCAUGGGAUUGCGUCGACUUA
Neltuma alba is the source of this 1909-nucleotide messenger RNA. RefSeq lists its product as uncharacterized. Gene Ontology annotation, biological process: nucleobase-containing compound metabolic process. The record is from RefSeq and is a predicted model, not a curated record. Gene Ontology annotation, molecular function: 3'-5' exonuclease activity; nucleic acid binding. The transcript is spliced from 8 exons. Bases 1 to 1575 code for a protein of 524 amino acids. Lineage: Eukaryota; Viridiplantae; Streptophyta; Magnoliopsida; Fabales; Fabaceae.